GAAAAAAAGUUAGCACUCGAAGAAAUCAGAAGGGCAAAGAUUCUCAUCACCAUCCCCACCGUCCAAAACCUAUAAGUCAAAGAGUUCAGUGGGCUCCACUUUACACCCGGUACAGUACGGUACACCCAACUGCGUGAUACAUCGGAGUGUUCCUUAAGCCUAUCUCUCAUUGGACCGUGCAUUUCACUUCCUUUCCCGUGCGUUUGCAUUCUAUUAACCCAUUGGCACCCUCUCUCCAACUAAAAUUUUUGUCACAAAAAAAAAAGAACAAAGAAAAAGUGACUGUAACCCGCUCUUAACUUCUUUAAAUGCAAUCCGAGCUCCGGAUCGCUUAACGGAGCCCCAGCUCAAUUCUUUUUUUUUCCCUCUCUUUUAGAUCUCCGUCCCAUUUUGCUUACUUUUCCCAGAUCUCCAAAAGGAAAAAAAAAAAAAAAAACAAAACAAAAACAGAAAAGAAGAAAUAAUAUAGUUUUUUUCAAAAAUGUCGAAACCCUGGGGUGGCAUCGGCGCGUGGGCCGCCGAGGCCGAGCGAGAAGAAGAGGAGGAACGUGAAGCUGCGGAAGCCGCAGCUGCUGCGCCCACGGCUGAAUCGCAGAGUUUUCCGAGCCUAAGGGAAGCCGUUAGCGCGAAGCCGAAGAAGAAGAAAAUGACUCUCUCGGAGUUCAACAUGGGAACAUAUUCGUCGUCCAGCGGCGUCGGAGUUGGUGGUGGUGAUAGGGCAAUGGAAUACAACAGGCUGACACCCGAAGAGAUGAUGCUUCUCCCGACCCGACCCAAAGAACGUUCCGCCGAGGAAAUGCUGUAUGGUCGUCUCGGAGGUGGGUUUUCCUCUUAUGCGAGGUCUGGUCCACCAGCGGCUCGGGUUAUGCGUGACGGUGACGACAGAGACAAGUCAUGGGGCUCCGGAAGGACGUCGUACGGAGGUUUUGAUGAAGAACGACGGGGUCCCCCUUCUAGGUUUUCUGAUUACGAUCAGCCUUCGCGUGCCGAUGAGGCGGAUAAUUGGGCAAUGGCAAAGAAAGCGAUUCCUUCGUUUGAUUCGGGCCGACAAAAUCGAUACGAUGGGCUUGGAACUGGAGGUGGUGGUGGUGGUGGAAUCUCUAUGGCCGAUGAGGUUGAUAAUUGGACAGCUGGAAAACGGACAAUUCCAGCUCGAUCUUCAAUGUUUGGUUCCGGUUUUCGUGACCCUAGACCGGAGACUGGUAGAUGGACCCGAGGUGGUGAUGGGGGUGGAUUCAGAGAGGAAAGGCCUAGAUUAGUGUUGGAUCUACCUAGAGGGGAAGUGAAUGAGCCAGUGGUUAAGACAAAUAAGCGGAAUCCUUUCGGGGAAGCGAGGCCUAGGGAAGAGGUGUUGGCGCAGAAAGGAUUGGAUUGGAAGAAGCUGGAUUCUGAGAUUGAAGCAAAGAAGGCAAUUAGUAGGCCUACCAGCUCUCACUCCAGCAGGCCAUCAAGUUCACAAUCCAGCAGGUCCGAAGGUCCCCAGCAGCAAGGGAUUGAAAAUGUAGUGAAGCCGAGGCCAAAGGUGAAUCCGUUUGGAGAUGCUAAGCCUAGAGAAAUUUUGCUAGAGGAGCGGGGUCAGGAUUGGCGUAAAAUUGAUCUUGAACUGGAACGUCGCAGGAUGGACAGGCCAGAAACAGAGGAGGAAAAGAUACUGAAAAAAGAAAUAGAUAAUCUAAAGGAGCUUGAGAAAAAUUCAACACCAAAAGCAGAAUCUGCUGGAGACCAACCCAUUUUAUAUGGCACUCUACUUCACAAAGAAAGGGAAUUAGAGACACUUAUCCAAGAUUUGAAUGACAAAGUUAGAUUUGGGCCAAAAGCUGUUGAAAGGCCUGGUUCUGGAUCUGGCAUGAUUGGCAGCUUCCCUGAUAGACCACCUUCUCAGUCUGGGUCAAUUGAUGGCUCUAGAAGUGUGGAGUUCAUGGAUAGGCCUAGAUCUCGUGGCACUGCAGAUGCAUGGACAAGGCCUGGUGAUGACCGAAGAGGAUUUCAGGGAGGAUUUCAAGGUGGCUGGGAUAGAGGAUUUCUGGGAAACAGAGAUUUGGAUAGGUCAAGAUCAAGGGAGAGAUGGUGAACCACAAUUGGCAAUGGUUUUUUAAAUUCUGUCCUCCACUUGUGACCACCUAGACUGAUAAUAUUUUGUCGACUCACUUCUUUUUAAUUGUUCUCUUCUUUUGCUCUGGUAAAGUGGAGCAAGAAUUCUUGAGUAUUGGAACAGGGAACUCCGACAUAAUCUAUUGUUACAUCUUGAAACUAUGUAAAAUGGCCAUUCCACUACCUUUUUUAACCCUCUUCUUUCUCUUGGCCUUCUUUUGGUUUUGUAAAGCAAGGAGCCUAUAUUUCUGGACUCAAAUUUUGUGUAACAAACAUUGUGGGAUUCACCAGUUUAUUGUUGAGAUUCCUUUCGAAUGUUUUAUUGUACAGAUAAUCUGGUGUAUUGUUC
Durio zibethinus is the source of this 2440-nucleotide messenger RNA. RefSeq names its product eukaryotic translation initiation factor 4B2-like. The record is from RefSeq and is a predicted model, not a curated record. NCBI's taxonomy places the organism in Eukaryota, Viridiplantae, Streptophyta, Magnoliopsida, Malvales, Malvaceae. Gene Ontology annotation, molecular function: translation initiation factor activity; mRNA binding.